CAGCUGUCAGGUCGCACUGCGCUCUCUCUGUUCUUCCAGCCUAUUGCUAGGAACGAUUUGGGGGCCGCCAUUUGUGCUUAGUCUGAACGGCCAGAGCUCUGAUCCCCUGGCCCUGCUGGUAACCAGCUUGUGACCAGUCAGGAACUUUAUAGAGUCACAUCCUGCUGAACCUGUGGACAGGGGGAGGGAAUAGGGGUAGAUGAAGCUCCGGAAGAAUUCUGGGAAUCCUUGAUCUGAGGUUGCGUGCGCAGCGGGGAGGGGGCAGGAAGGAGCUAGGCUUUUGCGCCUGCGCGGUUUCUACGCCUUCAAAACCGGAAGAGAUCCUGGCGCAAACGAGACCCUGCGUGCUCCCUCCGAGCUGUUCACAGUUCUGCUUAAUCAGGUCCGAAGGCCCGAAGGUGUGAGCAGUUUCAGUUGCCGGAGAAAGGGUAGACGAUGAGGAUCUUGCAGCUUAAAAAUGAAGGUGGAUUGAUUUGCCUAAGGCCAAGCAACUAUUGAAUGUUAGCAUCAGAAUUCUAACCCAGAUCUCCUCUGCUACAAGUCCAGCACUGCCUCCACAUUCCAAAAGAGAAAAUGAAGAGAAUAGAAUGGAAGAUUUUUUUUCUUCUCCCUGUAAACUGCUUUGGAAGAGAUGGCCUGGGGUGACAGAGUUUGUUGGCUCAGGGCUGGAAAUGAUUGACUAACGUGACUGGGUCUUUACUGAUGUUCUUGUUUAGGGACCUAGGAAUUCAAACAUGAAGCCUGGGUCUUUUAAAAAAUACUUUAAUACUUAUGCCCCUCUCAGCUGCUAUCUCACCUAUGUUGCUUACCUCUCAUUGCACUGGAAUAUAUACCAUCUUUAAUAUUCAGAGCUAAGAGAUACUUUGCCCAUUUCAUAUGCAAAAACUGGAUAUUCACUUUGGAAACAACAAAUGACUGGAGUUUCAGUUAAGGGGAAAAAUGUUUCUAGGAAUUAAUGAUUUUCUUGGUUCUUUUUAACACUACCAUUAGACACUACAAUAAAUAUAAUAUACAUAUUAUCUUUAGUGGAAUCUUAAAAUUUUUUUCAUGCCAUUAAAUUUAUGCAGUGCACUUUGGAUCUGAUGAUUCAGGACCCUGGUCUCCUUUCCACAAUUUUGUAUGCGUGUUUGUCAUCAGACAGAUUUGGAAUCUUCCUACUCUGCAAUGAGAGCUUAAGGACUAAGUAUCUUUAUGUUUCUCAGUGCCUGCAUUUGUUUCUGAAUAUAUAUCCAUAUAUAUCUGAGGCCAUUCCUAGCACUUGCUCAAGAAGACUGCCUGGUGCUUAGUUUGUGGGCAAUUUGUAUGAAGGACCCACAGGUCCUUCAAGGUCCAUGGUUCUGGCUAUGGAUUGAGGCUGCUAGGUUCAUCCUCCUAUUUCUGAUCUUUGCAUACAGUUCCCCUGUGCAUAAGUGUCCAUUUUGGACCUAUAGAAAGUUAGCUUCCUAGUAGGGACAGAUUUUAAUUUCUCAGUGAAGGUCUCAACUGGAGAAAUGCCUCUGAAGAAAGUGAUGGUUCUGUAUCCUUACCCCCAAAUUCCUAUUCCACACACAUGGGAUAACAUCCUAGGAGUACAUGUCCCCGGGAAUCAAGAAGCCAUCCAAGUUGAACAGAAUCCUGACCUUGAAGCUUCUCGACAGCGUUUCAGGUUUUUUCGAUACCCAGAAGGGGCUGCGCCUUAUGAGGCCCUGAGCCAACUUCAGGCACUUUGUCUUCAAUGGCUGAGGCCAGAAAUUCACACAAAGGAGCAAAUAUUGGAGUUGCUGGUACUGGAACAAUUCCUGACCAUCCUGCCUGGAGAAAUCAGGACUUGGGUGAAAUCACAUAAUCCAGAGAAUAGUGAAGAGGUGGUGGCCAUGGUGGAGGAUCUGGCCCAAAUGCUAGAGGAAGAAGCUCUGCCUUCUGAGGACUCUGCACUUCCCCAAGAGGAGAGCACUGAGGAGGGACAGGACUGUAUGUCCCUGCUGGCCAGAUGCCAGGAAGCACCGACUUUUCAGGAUGUAGCUGUGGAUUUUACCUGGGAAGAAUGGAAGCAACUGGACCCUGCUCAGCAAGAUCUGUACAGGAGUGUGACGCUGGAGAACUAUCAAAACCUGGUGUCCCUAGGUCUUCCUGUCUCCAAACCAGACAUAAUCUCCCAGCUGGAGCAAGAGGCACCGUGGAGCCUGAAGAGAGAUGUUGCCAACGGUUCCUGUCUAGAUUGGGAAGCUACACAUGAGACCAAAGAAUCAAAUUCAAAGCAAGAUAUAUUUGGUGAAAAAUCAUCCCAGGAAAGAACAAGAAGGGGUGGUUCUGAACAGUCAAUGAAAGAUUGGGGGUAUGAUGGCAGGUUAGAAGGAAAACAGCAGGGAAACUUAGAGAGAAGACCAAGACAAGUACUAAUCAUCCACAAGAAAACCCCUACAACAAUGAAAGAACAUGAAUGUAAUAUAAUGCAGAAAAAUUACAGUUCAGGCUCAAUUCUUGUGACACAACAAACUAUGCCUGUAAGAAAGAGUUUCCAUAAACAUAGCACACGUGAAAAGACUCUCAAAAAGUUGUCUGAUCUAAUUAAACGUAAUAGAAUUGCCUCAGGGAAGGAAUCUUGUAAAUAUAACAAAUGCACUAAAGCCUUUAGUUACCAAUCAGAUAUUAUUCAGUAUCCAACAGUACCCACUGAAGAGAAAUCCCACACAUGUAAUGAAGAAGUCUUUAGUCAAAGCACUGACCUGACUCAACAACAGAAAAGUCAUAUUGAAGAGGAGACCUAUAAUUAUACUGAAUAUAGAAAUGUCUUCAGUCAAAUGGAAUACUUUGCUAACCAGAAGACAAUUAAUACUGGAGAAAAACUCAGUAAAUACAGUACAUGUGAGAAAACCUCUGAUGACUCAUCUCUUACUAAACCUCAGAAGAUUCCUUCAGGAGAGAAACCUUACAAAUGUGAUGAAUGUGUGAAAGCUUUCAGUAACAAAUCAUCUCUUGUUCUACAUCAGAGAAUUCAUAGGAGAAAAAAACCUCAUACAUAUAAUUCAUGUGGGAAAACCUUCCACCAGAGCACAAAACGUGUUAAACAAAAGAGAACUCAUACAAGAGGCAAACCCCAUAAGCAUGAAGAAUGUGGGCCGGCCAUUGGUCAGAAUUCCUCCCUCUGUGAACAUGAAAGAAUUCAUAGAGGAAGGAGAGCUCAUACUUGUAAUGAAUGUGGGAAAGUCCUUAGCCAGAGAAGACGACGUAGAAAACGGAGAAUUAAAACUAGAAAAAGUAACUGACAAUUUGUGUGCAUAAAGUUAAGAUCACCUGGAGUGAGAGUACUAGCUUCAGUCUUGGGAGUGGCAGUCAUGUCUUGAAGUACCAUAGUGUAUUAUGCCUAAGAGGAAGAAUACCAGAAAUUAAGGGAGAGCAAGGUGAGACUGGGCAGAGUGGGAAGGGAAUGGUUAAAUAAUGUAAGUGGUGGGCUAGGUAGUACAGGUGCCACCAAUAACUAGACCAGUGAUGGAAAACCUUUUAGAGACUGAGUGCCAGGCCUUCCCCCCCAACCUAGUACCAUGGCCCUCCCCCUCAAUGAGUGCCAGGAGUGCCCUGCCCCACCCCCCUUUACCCCACACAGGGAAAGGAGAAAGCACUCCCAUUGGGUUGCUGGGCAGAGGGGCAGAUGAUAUGAAAAAACGUCAGACACAGUGGAGAGGGUGAAGGGAACUAUUCUGCCCAAGUCCCUCUGCCUUUCUAGUAACAAAUUAUAGGGUGGCCAUGUGCCCACAGAAAGUGCUCUGCAUGCCAUCUUUGGCACCCAUGCCAUAAGUUCACCAUCACUGAAACUAGGCAGUUAGGAGACAUACCUGUCUGGAAGCCCUUACUCCACACCAUCUAUGUGAUGAGAGCCUUCAGACACUUUUGAUCCAGCUCUGCCAUGCACAUCUCAUGAAAUAUGUCACUGAAAGUACAUCCAACUUUAUUAGUCAUGAAAGAUUUGAGGUGUGCCCUUCUUUGCCAAUUUCUCCAGCCCAUCUUGUCCCUGGAACAUAUUUGUCUUCAACACAUUGCUAGAGUAUGCUAGCUACUCCUGCAACACAGUUACCAGAAUUCUAAGAAAUUGGAGACUAAGCAAGGCUGAUUGUUGACAAUUUGCAGAAUUCAUGCUCACUUCCACACUUCCAUGAACCUUUAUGGAAUCUCAUGCAAAUUCAUCCUGACAUCAUUCAACCUAACAUCUUGCUCCCCAAGAAUUAUCCAAGGAAUCCCAUUGUACCCUUGAGAAUGCAGCUUGGGAGCACUCAUGAUCUUAUUUCAUAGGAAAUUAGGCAAGUUUAUCUGUGGAUCAAAGACUUUUUCCGUAUCCUUAUUCAGCUAUUCCAUUAAGCUUUGGGGGUCAGAGAGUAGGAAGAUGGACAUGUGUGAAGUAAAAUACAUCCAUCCUGUGGCUUCUCCAGAUGUUCCCUGACUUCAGUAUGGGUGUCCCUAGCACCAUUGUACCAGAGCCAGCAGAACAUCACCUUGGAAGGGCAAACAGCAUGACAUUUGAAAGCCACUGGCCUUCAAGGACUGGUAGUGCCAGAAGCAGAGUCACUAUUUCAUACUGGUACCUAUCCAGCUGCAGUUUUGGCUCUCUGAGUCCUCAAUCUUUGACAAACAGCAACAAUUGCAGCCAUUAAGCAAAAUGUUACAUCUAUUAUGCUGAAAUCUAACUUCCUGUCUAUCACUCACUCCGCUAAUAAAUGCUUAUAACUGAU
Monodelphis domestica (gray short-tailed opossum) is the source of this 4703-nucleotide messenger RNA. RefSeq lists its product as uncharacterized. Lineage: Eukaryota; Metazoa; Chordata; Mammalia; Didelphimorphia; Didelphidae. Gene Ontology annotation, biological process: regulation of DNA-templated transcription. The record is from RefSeq and is a predicted model, not a curated record.